UGAUGAACGUCGUCGACGGGUAUCUUUGAUGUCUACUCGUAAAUAUACGCGGAGAACGGCAAAAAUGAUCUAAUAUGUAAGAGGUAAGAAGGCGACGUCGCGGUUCGAACAAUCACCUGUCCUCACCAGCGAGUUCACGUUUACUCCUUCUCCAUCGUCAGCAUCAAUGGAUAGUUAAUGGCUUUCCUUUGUUAUCGUUCAAGGCUCAUAUCGACGACGGCCUCAGCAUUUUCAAGGCGACAUGGCUCAUCUUGGAGUUACAGGCAUGCAGGUUUUCCCUCGUUUUUCACUUCAACUCCCAUUCCUCGCUAUUCACUCGGACGAAAGGCGCUCUGGUUGAUUCCUAUAUCGGGCGGGUUAGCCCUAUAUCUUACACCUCGAAGACCAAACUCGGUCCUUCCUACAAUCAUCUCUUCUCCAUCCAUCAUUCCAUGUCCACCAUCGACGGGAAAAUCAGCUUUGGAACCCAUAAUACUCUCACCGACAGAAGAAGAACUCACAUGGAACUCGAGAAUCAUCGUUUUACUUCGAGACAAGAUAUGGGAACCCCUGCUUACUGCACAAAGAUUCAUUCAUCUACUGUUUCUAUUUGCACCGGUCAUCCUCACUAGUCCGAUGCUGCUAGUUGGGAAACCCAAGAAGAGAUACAACGGAGAUGGUUGGGGUGCAAUUUGGUGGUAUGAUUUUCUGGUUUCUAGAAUGCAAGCUGCAGGGCCGACUUUCAUCAAGUUGGGUCAAUGGGCGACAUCUCGCGCAGACUUGUUCCCAUCUGCACUAUGCCAAAAAAUGGGUACUUUACAUUCUCGGGGAAAGCCGCAUUCCUUUCUUCAUACAAAAAGAGUGGUAGAGAAGGUUUUCCAACGACCCUUCGAUCAAGUCUUCGAAUUCUUUGACGAAGCACCGAUUGGUACUGGCGCAAUAGCUCAAGUCUAUCGCGCGGUCCUCAAACAAGACAUCAUUCCUCCUUCAUAUCUCGGACCGCGACGGCAUAGAAAGUCCCCAGCAGCCGCCAUAUCCCCCGUUAUACUCCCUGAUCAUCCCCCACCUUCGAUUCCUACUGCCGCGGUGGCAAUCAAGGUCCUUCAUCCGCGGGCUUACAAGACCAUCGCGCGGGACCUCUCUAUCAUGUCUUUCUUCGCCCACAUCAUCACUCUGUUUCCAGGAAUGCAAUGGCUAUCUCUUCCAGAAGAAGUAGAUGUGUUUGGCCGAAUGAUGUUCCAACAAUUAGAUCUGAGAAACGAAGCCGAUAACCUACUCACCUUCGAGACGAAUUUCUCGCCACGAAAGGUCCCGGUGAACUUCCCACGGCCACUUAGAGAAUUCACGACCGCCAACCUAUUGGUAGAAGAGUAUGAGAACGCCCUACCCCUAGAGUCCUUUUUGAAAAAUGGCGGUGGUCCAUUCGACCAACAAGUAGCCACUGUGGGAUUAGAUGCGUUCCUUAACAUGCUUCUCCUUGACAACUUCGUUCACUCCGACUUACAUCCUGGUAACAUUAUGAUCAAAUUUACCAAACCCUUGUCCACUAGUUACCUUCUCAAAAACCUUUGGCUCACCAUCAAGCAUUCCUUCUCUUCAUCCUCCUCAGAAUCAGAAUCUCCUGUCUUUAUUCCACCGCCGGCGGAUUACUCCGAUUCAGACUCUAUAGUCGCGCGACUCCGUGACCUGUCCAAUGACCGUCAAGGAUGGCUCAACGAACUUUUUGCCCUCCAUUCUUCCGGCUACAUUCCUGAAAUCAUCUUCAUCGACGCCGGUCUCGUAACCACACUUUCCUCAACCAACCGAACCAACUUUCUAGACCUCUUCAAAUCCCUCGCCGAAUUCGACGGGUAUCGAACAGGUCAACUCAUGAUCGAACGUUCUCGCACACCCGAAUUAGCUACCGACUCUGAAACCUUCGCAUUGAAAAUGCAGCACCUCGUGUUGAACGUUAAACGCAAGACGUUUUCUCUAGGUCACAUAAAAAUCUCAGAUAUUCUCAAGCAGGUGUUGAUAGCCGUACGGCAACACCACGUCAAGAUGGAAGGAGACUUUAUCAAUACUGUUAUCUCUGUUUUAUUGUUAGAGGGGAUUGGAAGACAGCUGGAUCCGGAUUUGGAUUUGUUCAAGAGUGCUUUGCCGAUAUUGAGGCAGUUGGGCGGACAGAUGGCAACGAGGGAACAGAUGAAGAAGGAGCUUCCUGAUCUGUCAAGGUCAAAUUUGGGAGCGUUUUUGAAGGUUUGGGUGUUUAUAGAGGCGAGGCAGUUUAUUUCGGCGUCGAUUGUGAACGCGGACGAGAUGAUGAGGUAUGAUUGGCUGGCACCGAAUAUAUGAUAAUAGAUCGCCAUUCAUUUACCUGGCUGUAUAAUUCUUUUUUAGAUUCUCGGGGUCAUUUAUCAAUACACACAGAGGACACGAAUUCAUACUUAGCAUAGGAUCGACUUUAUACAUACAGAACGAGGUUUCUAGAUUCUAUUCUAAACACGAA
This is a messenger RNA of Marasmius oreades (fairy-ring Marasmius), 2467 nucleotides long. RefSeq lists its product as uncharacterized. The record is from RefSeq and is a predicted model, not a curated record. The transcript is spliced from 5 exons. Bases 178 to 2313 code for a protein of 711 amino acids. Gene Ontology annotation, cellular component: mitochondrion. Lineage: Eukaryota; Fungi; Basidiomycota; Agaricomycetes; Agaricales; Marasmiaceae.